UCUUGAUCGUCGCAGGCGGCCAAACACAACUCCGUCGGCCUCCGAAGUCAUGUCUCUUCUCCCUCUUGGCAUAGAAGUAUAUCUAUCCCCGGGGUAGGCAGGAUGUACACUGUUCAAAACUCAACACGGCCGCGCCGACGUCGUUCUUCUCCUUCGGUCAAGAAGGCCCGAAGAUCCCGUCUUACGAUGCUCUAAUAUGGUUACGAUCCACAGUGGAUGAGUCUACCUCUAACGUCCCACUCAACCUUCUAGUCUGACUGGUCGAUGGUCCGUGACAGUGGCUCCCUUAACGCCAUCAUUUUAUUCUUUGAUUUCUCCAUCUCGUCAUUAACGAUUGAUUAUACUUCGAAAACUAUAUACCUUAUUAAAUAGUGUUGAAGGGCCAAAUGAAAGAUUACCUGAAACAAUCCACAUAGGAUCUGGAAAACAUCAUCCUGCAGGAAGUUGGAUAUCCUUGUCCGACUAUCAAGCUCAGAAAUGACCGAGAGAGACCCCUAAGGGACUAAGGGUCUAGGAUUGUGUAUCCAUGACCCGGUGAUCGGCAUGUAAAGUCCCCGUUUACAUCCAGGGCCAGGAUUCGCAACUUACCACUGCGGAGUUUUCUCCUUGACUGAACGAAGCAAAUAUUUCUCAGUCCGGCAACAAGAUGACGACGCUGGACAUAUGGUUGACAUCGGUUUCUCUCUCAUGUUUUUUUUUUUUAAUUUAUUUUCUCCAGGUCUCUCUCAUGGAGCUCGGUUUUGUUUUUGACUGCCAGGGGAAAUUUACUAACCAUGCACGGAGCUUGUUUACACUUUCCAGGGCCUUCUCAACCUAACUAACGAUAUAGGAUAUUCACUACGUGGGGGAAAAGGGAAGAUAACUAUCAGAGAACGUCUCCGAGCUUCAAUCUAUCAUUGAAAUAAAUACCGAAAGUAUUAUAGUUAAUGAACAUCAAAUGUAGAUCUACCACUAUGCGGGAGAUUCCC
Messenger RNA from Aspergillus alliaceus, 968 nucleotides. RefSeq lists its product as uncharacterized. The record is from RefSeq and is a predicted model, not a curated record. The transcript has a single exon. The coding region runs from base 647 to 817 and encodes 56 amino acids. NCBI's taxonomy places the organism in Eukaryota, Fungi, Ascomycota, Eurotiomycetes, Eurotiales, Aspergillaceae.